Molecule: messenger RNA, 627 nt
Organism: Parasteatoda tepidariorum (common house spider)
Lineage: Eukaryota; Metazoa; Arthropoda; Arachnida; Araneae; Theridiidae
Source: RefSeq, a predicted model, not a curated record
AUGCUGGCCCUAACAGACAACAAACCAAUAGAAGUAGUUAUCCAGGAAAAGGCUUUAAUACUAUAUGAAAAAUUGAUUAGAUUGCCAUCAACUGAUUUAUGGAGAAAUUAUGAUAUCACUAAACCUAGGAGAUUAAAAACUCAGGAUGGAUUUUUGCAGAAAGUUCUUAAACUGAAAACUGACUGUUCCCUUCAGAAUGUUCCCACAGAGAAACUGUUGAAACCAGCAUGUCCUAUUCACAUGGGAUCUAUUAGAAAGGAAUGUAAUUUGAUGACUGCUAUGACAAAAUCCUCAGCACUCGAUUGUGAACUAAAAGCAGCUGCUCUACAGACAAUUUAUACCAGGUAUCCAAAGAGUAAUUGGAUUCACAUCUAUGCAUACGGAUCGAAAAUGCUUGACAAAGUUGGUGUUGGUGUGUAUUCAGAACUCUUUGUGUUCUGUGCCACCCUUGGUCCAUUGCGGACCAAUUUUGAUGGAGAACUGGAGACAAUUAGAAUUGCAACAGAACAAAUCAGGGUUAGAUCAGUUCAGAUUGACAACAUAGUUAUUUUUUCAAACUCUCCAUCAGCCAUCCAGGCUAUUGCUGCACAUAAUGUUGCAGAGUCAAAUAUUAUUGAUUCCUGCUGA